AUGUCUACGCCUUCGCCCCCUAGGGCCCCCAAACCGUCGCCGCCGGUUAUGAUGCCGGUUACCCCUCUGCCGGACACCCUUUGCGUCCCACCCCCGCCCUCUACAACGGCGCAGUCGGCCAAGAGAGCCCGGACUGCGGACGAGGAAGUCCGUCACGCCCACACCACCGCCACUGCCACCACCGCCGGGCCCAUCUUAUCCUUCGCAGGGAGUCUCAUCUCCGAAGCUCUCGCGAGAGCUGAAGUCUACUGCUCCUUCGCCGCUACCCUCGACUCUGAACUCGCUCGCUUCUCUGUCGUCUCUCCAGCCCACGCCCGCGAGGCCGACCGCCUCGCACGGACUAUUACCGCCGCUUUACAGAAGAAUUCUGCAUCCUCACCACCUUCGCCUACCCUGGACCUACCUUCGUCUACCCCGGACUCCACUGACCCGGUAAAUACGAGAAAAGGCCCCGUCACGUUCGCGGAAAUAGCCGCCAAAGGCGCAAACUCCGCCUCCGCCUCCCGCUCUACUUCCCGCUCUUCCCGCUCCCGCUCCGGCUCUACCACCCACGCCUCCGGGUCUACCCGUAAGGCUGCCCCACCUCCUACAUCGCCCCAAAGCGACGGCCGUGUCUUCCUACGACUUGAUAGAGACUCCCCCUUCACCGAUACAGAUGCCUACGCUAUUCGUAAAGAGGUGCAGACACUCCUUCACCUCGCCCCCACCGAUAUCCCCGGAUGCCACAAGGUUCCUACCGGAUUCGCCCUUGUGCCUAAGAACGACGCAGUCCGCCAGACCCUCCUCGCCCGAAAAGAUGAGAUUAGCGCCCGCUUCGGCUGUAUCCAGGUCGAAGUGCCCAAGAAAUGG
Neurospora tetraspora is the source of this 849-nucleotide messenger RNA. RefSeq lists its product as uncharacterized. The record is from RefSeq and is a predicted model, not a curated record. The annotation marks the transcript as partial. NCBI's taxonomy places the organism in Eukaryota, Fungi, Ascomycota, Sordariomycetes, Sordariales, Sordariaceae. The transcript has a single exon.